CGACAUUGAGUUGCCCUCAUUAUAAGAGUCAUUUUGGUAAGUUUAUAUCUCCAAAGUUUCGUGUGUGAAUGCAGAUAUACACUUAGUUCAAUAUUUCCUGGCGUAACCAAAGAUUUUUGCGUUGUUACGCUAUCUGGAAUUAUGCGCGAGAGCAUGGUCAAUCGAUAACAAUGAAGGGAAUCCGUAGUCGUAACAUUCAAUAGUUCUGUUAUGUCUUUCACAAAAGCAACAUAAUAGCUAAAGAACUGGGGUUUGCCUCUGUUUUUAUGCUGAGAAACUAUGGGGUUUUCUAAUUAGUCAAAUUGGACAAUAGAAAAUUAAGACGAGCGAUUAUAGAGAUUGGCACGUAUUGUCAGGCAGGGAUCAGAGGACUUAUCAAUUCAACAGCAUACAUCAUUCACGCUCUGAUUUCAUCCACUGGGGCUUCUAAAACCGCUCUUCCAACACCAUCAUCACCAUCCCUUAUGUCAGAUGCGUAGGUUCAGAAACACAAGACCUUUAGUGUUCAAGCAUUGUUUUCAAAACUAUGGACGAUCGAGUUGGGUCGUGGAGUGGGCAUGAAUAUGACGACAUCUUUAACCAUGUGAAGUCGUGUGGUCGAUAUCAGAUACUUUUGUAUGGCCUCAUUAGCCUCCAAGCAUUGCCCAUGGCAAGUCAGUUUGUCAGUCUCGUUUUCGCAACAGGAACUCCGGGCUUUCAUUGCGUGGCAGAUAAUGUCACCUGCCCUGCUAAGCAGUGCUGUGACGAAUGUACAUCGUACGUAUUUGAUGGGCCUUUUACAAGCACAGUCUCUGAGUGGAAACUUAUAUGUGAUCGCGCCUACCUGGGAGCUACUAUUAAUUCCUGCUUUUUUGCUGGGAUGUUGAUUGGUUCAUUUGUGACUGGUAUGCUGUCGGACGCCUGGGGACGACAAAAGUGCCUGUUCUUCUGUAAUGCUAUAAUGGUACGUAAAGAAAUACGCAAUGCUCUGACAUUUGAACGCAGAAUUUAUUCGAUUCCUUUUUUCGCUGUUUUGACAAAAUUCAGGCAAAUUCGUAACGGUUUUAGUCGUACAUCUUCUGAAUGUUAGGGCAUACACUUUUUCCCAAGAUGUUUUACACAACAUGCCCAGCCUAGAUUAUAUAUCUUCUUUUCGCGUCGUCUUUCCAUCCCACUG
Exaiptasia diaphana is the source of this 1156-nucleotide messenger RNA. Its product is annotated as organic cation transporter-like protein. The record is from RefSeq and is a predicted model, not a curated record. The transcript is spliced from 2 exons. Lineage: Eukaryota; Metazoa; Cnidaria; Anthozoa; Actiniaria; Aiptasiidae. Gene Ontology annotation, biological process: transmembrane transport. Gene Ontology annotation, molecular function: transmembrane transporter activity. Bases 527 to 1069 code for a protein of 180 amino acids. Gene Ontology annotation, cellular component: membrane.